GCUCCCCCGGGAUGGCCCGCGCGCCUCGGCGCUGCGUCUCGGAGCUCUCGGCGGAGCGGCGGCGGCCGCGCUCGGGGGGCGCGCGGCUGCGGCUGCGGCGGCGGCGGCGGCGCGGCGCUUGAAGGGGCCGCGUCGGGCGGAGCAGCGCGCCGCCAACAUGUCGGAUACGAAGGUAAAAGUUGCCGUCCGGGUCCGGCCCAUGAAUCGAAGAGAGCUGGAACUGAACACCAAGUGCGUGGUGGAGAUGGAAGGGAACCAGACGGUCCUGCACCCUCCUCCUUCCAACACCAAGCAGGGAGAAAGAAAGCCUCCCAAGGUGUUUGCCUUUGAUUAUUGCUUUUGGUCCAUGGAUGAAUCGAACACAACAAAAUAUGCUGGUCAAGAAGUCGUUUUCAAGUGCCUCGGGGAAGGAAUUCUCGAGAAAGCCUUUCAGGGAUACAAUGCUUGUAUUUUUGCAUAUGGCCAGACGGGCUCUGGAAAGUCCUUUUCCAUGAUGGGCCACGCAGAGCAGCUGGGCCUUAUCCCAAGGCUCUGUUGUGCUCUGUUUCAAAGGAUCUCCCUGGAGCAAAACGAGUCGCAGACCUUUAAAGUCGAAGUAUCCUACAUGGAGAUCUAUAAUGAGAAGGUCCGGGACCUCUUGGACCCCAAAGGGAGCAGGCAGUCCCUGAAAGUCCGGGAGCACAAGGUUCUGGGGCCGUAUGUGGACGGCCUGUCUCAGCUGGCUGUCACCGGCUUUGAGGACAUUGAGUCACUCAUGUCUGAGGGAAAUAAGUCUCGAACGGUAGCAGCGACCAACAUGAAUGAGGAGAGCAGCCGUUCCCAUGCAGUCUUCAACAUCAUCAUCACACAGACGUUGUAUGACCUACAGUCUGGGAACUCUGGGGAGAAAGUCAGCAAGGUGAGCCUGGUAGACCUGGCGGGGAGCGAGAGAGUGUCGAAGACUGGAGCGGCAGGCGAGCGGCUGAAGGAAGGCAGCAACAUUAACAAAUCGCUUACAACAUUGGGAUUGGUUAUAUCGUCACUGGCUGACCAGGCCGCUGGCAAAGGCAAAAACAAAUUCGUGCCUUAUCGUGAUUCGGUCCUCACUUGGCUUCUUAAGGACAAUUUAGGAGGGAACAGCCAGACCUCUAUGAUAGCGACCAUCAGCCCAGCGGCAGACAACUACGAGGAGACACUGUCCACGCUAAGAUACGCAGAUCGAGCCAAGAGGAUUGUGAACCACGCUGUGGUGAAUGAGGAUCCCAAUGCCAAGGUCAUCCGCGAGCUUCGAGAGGAAGUGGAGAAACUGAGGGAGCAGCUCUCGCAGGCUGAGGCCAUGAAGGCCCCCGAGCUGAAGGAGAAGCUCGAAGAGUCUGAGAAACUGAUAAAGGAGCUAACGGUGACGUGGGAAGAGAAGCUGAGGAAAACGGAAGAGAUCGCACAGGAGAGACAGCGGCAGCUGGAGAGCAUGGGGAUCUCCCUGGAGACCUCCGGCAUCAAGGUGGGGGAUGACAAGUGCUACCUCGUCAACCUGAACGCAGACCCUGCCCUCAACGAGCUUCUAGUUUACUAUUUAAAGGAUCACACCCGGGUGGGUGCAGACACAUCUCAGGACAUCCAGCUCUUCGGAAUAGGGAUUCAGCCCGAGCACUGUGAGAUCGACAUCGCAGCGGAUGGAGACAUCACUCUCACGCCCAAAGAAAAUGCAAGGUCCUGUGUCAAUGGCACCCUUGUCUGCAGUACUACCCAGCUAUGGCACGGUGACAGGAUCUUAUGGGGAAACAACCACUUUUUUAGAAUUAACUUGCCUAAGAGGAAACGGCGGGACUGGCUGAAAGACUUUGAGAGAGAAACCAGUACUGCAGAGCACGAUCUAGAUGCUGCGAGCGAGGCUUCCUCGGAGCCAGACUACAACUACGAGUUCGCACAGAUGGAGGUUAUCAUGAAAACACUGAACAGCAAUGACCCGGUUCAGAAUGUGGUUCAGGUCCUGGAGAAGCAGUACCUGGAAGAGAAGAGGACCGCCCUGGAGGAGCAGCGGCUCAUGUAUGAGCGCGAGCUGGAGCAGCUCCGCCAGCAGCUCUCGCCCGAGAGGCAGCCGCCCCGUGGCGCCGCAGACCGCCUGGCCUACAGCAGCCAGACUGCCCAGCAGAAGGUGACCCAGUGGGCCGAGGAGAGGGAUGAACUCUUUAGGCAAAGCCUGGCCAAGCUUCGAGAGCAGCUGGUGAAAGCUAACACUUUGGUGAGGGAAGCCAACUUCCUGGCAGAGGAGAUGAGCAAGCUCACCGACUACCAAGUGACUCUGCAGAUCCCUGCAGCCAACCUCAGUGCCAACAGGAAGAGAGGCGCAAUCGUCAGUGAGCCCGCCAUCCAAGCCAGGAGGAAAGGCAAGGGCACCCAGAUCUGGACCAUUGAGAAGCUGGAGAAUAAGCUAAUUGAUAUGAGAGACCUUUACCAAGAAUGGAAAGAAAAUGUCCCCGAGGCCAAGCGGCUCUAUGGGAAGCGAGGUGACCCUUUUUAUGAAGCUCAGGAGAAUCAUAACCUCAUUGGUGUGGCUAAUGUGUUUUUGGAAUGUCUCUUCUGUGAUGUGAAGCUUCAAUAUGCAGUACCCAUCAUCAGCCAGCAGGGGGAGGUUGCCGGGCGCCUCCAUGUGGAGGUGACGCGCGUUACAGGAUCCGUUCCAGAGCGCGUGGUGGAGGAUGACUCUUCAGAGAACUCUAGUGAGAGCGGGAGUCUCGAAGUGGUCGACAACAGCGGCGAAGUUAUUCACCGGGUCAAAAAGCUGACAUGCAGGGUGAUAAUUAAAGAGGCAACCGGGCUACCCAUAAGCCUCUCAAAUUUCGUCUUCUGUCAGUAUACGUUCUGGGACCAGUGUGAGUCUACAGUGGCUGCUCCAGUCGUGGACCCGGAUGUACCCUCCCCGCAGUCCAAGGAUGCCCAGUAUACGGUGACCUUCUCUCACUGUAAGGACUACGUGGUGACUGUCACAGAAGAGUUCCUGGAGUUCAUUUCUGAUGGCGCGCUGGCGAUUGAAGUGUGGGGCCACAGGUGUGCUGGGAACGGAAGCCCCAUCUGGGAGGUGGACUCCCUCCAUGCGAAGACAAGGACAUUGCAUGACAGGUGGAAUGAAGUGACCCGAAGAAUAGAGGUGUGGAUCUCCAUUCUGGAGCUGAACGAGCUCGGGGAUUACGCGGCUGUGGAGCUUCACCAGGCGAAAGAUGUCAACACCGGCGGCGUCUUCCAACUCAGACAGGGUCACUCCCGUAGAGUGCAGGUCACAGUGAAACCUGUACAGCACUCAGGGACACUGCCACUCAUGGUUGAAGCCAUCCUAUCAGUAUCCAUUGGCUGCGUGACCGCCAGGUCCACUAAACUGCAGAGAGGGCUGGACAGUUACCAGAGAGAUGAGGAGGAUGGCGGUGAUAUGGAUAGUUAUCAGGAAGAAGACUUGAAUUGUGUAAGAGAGAGGUGGUCCGAUGCACUCAUUAAACGACGGGAAUACUUAGACGAACAGAUCAAAAAAGUCAGCAAUAAAAAAGAGAAAACAGAAGACGACAUAGAGCGGGAAGCCAGGCUGGUGGAACAGUGGGUGGGGCUAACGGAGGAGAGGAACGCUGUGCUGGUGCCUGCUCCUGGCAGCGGGAUCCCUGGGGCACCUGCUGACUGGGUCCCACCUCCUGGCAUGGAAACACACAUCCCGGUUCUCUUCCUGGAUCUGAAUGCGGAUGACCUCAGUGCCAAUGAGCAGCUGGUGGGUCCCCAUGCAUCCGGUGUGAACUCCAUCCUGCCCAAGGAACAUGGCAGUCAGUUUUUCUACCUGCCCAUCAUGAAGCACAGUGAUGAUGAGGUUUCAGCCACAGCCUCCUGGGACUCCUCUGUGCACGACUCUCUUCACCUGAAUCGGGUCACACCGCAGAAUGAAAGGAUCUACCUGAUUGUGAAGACCACUGUGCAGCUCAGCCACCCGGCCGCCAUGGAGUUAGUGUUGAGGAAGCGGAUCGCGGCCAAUAUUUAUAACAAGCAGAGUUUCACUCAGAGUUUGAAGAGACGAAUAUCACUGAUCAAUAUAUGUUAUUCCUGCGGCGUGACCUAUGAGAUAGUGUCCAAUAUCCCCAAGGCGACCGAGGAGAUUGAGGACCGGGAAACCCUGGCCCUCCUGGCAGCACGGAGUGAGAACGAGGGCACUUUGGAUGGGGAGACGUACAUCGAGAAGUACACGCGGGGCGUGCUGCAGGUGGAGAACAUCCUGAGUCUGGAGCGGCUCCGGCAGGCCGUCACGGUGAAGGAAGCGCUCUCCACCAAAGCGAGACACAUUCGGAGGAGCCUCAGUACACCGAACGUUCACAACGUCUCCUCUAGCCGGCCAGAUCUCUCUGGCUUCGAUGAAGACGAUAAGGGCUGGCCUGAGAACCAGUUAGACAUGUCUGACUACAGCUCCAGCUACCAAGACGUCGCGUGCUAUGGGACUUUACCCAGGGACUCGCCUCGCAGGAGCAGGGAAGGUUGUCCAUCAGAGAAUCCUCAUGCCUUAACAAUCAGCCCUUUUAAAGCGUUCUCUCCUCAGCCACCAAAGUUCUUCAAACCCCUCAUGCCUGUAAAAGAGGAGCAUAAGAAAAGGAUGGCCCUGGAAGCCAGACCUCUCCUAAGCCAAGAGAGCAUGCCUCCAUCCCAGGCACAUAACCCUGGCUGCAUUGUAACCCCAGGAAGCAAUGGCAGCAGCAUGCCAGUAGAACCCAGUAGCAAACCCGAGAAGAAGAUUAUUCUGAAGUUAAUCUACCUAGAGGAAUUGCAUUUACUUGGCGACUCGGAAGAGGAGGAAAAUGAGCUGGAAGUUCUCAGCAGGAAGCUGAGGGAUGCACAGCCUUAUGUGCCCGUGGAGUUCGCUGACUUCAGUGUUUACAAUGCCAGCUUGGAGAACAGGGAGUGGUCAUCUUCUAAAGCGGACCUGACAGACUCGAGAGCCUUGGAGAAAGCAGUGUCCCGUAGCCCUACCACCAGCAGCCUCACCAGUGGCUACUUCUCCCACAGUGCCUCCAAUGCUACUCUGUCAGAUAUGGCAGUCCCUUCCAGCGACAGCUCAGACCAGCUCGCCGUCUCGACAAAGGAGGUCGAGUGUGCCGAGCCCCCGGGACCAUCACUUGCACCUGACGUCCGACCAGCCUCGAAUCAAGAGCUCACAGAAGUAGGAAGAGACUCAGAGAAGGAUGAAUCAAUCGCCGUGCCGCUCGAGGAAAACAGUGCCUUACCCAAGGGGACCCCAUCACCCCAGAGCAGCCCUGAGGAAAAUUCCAGAAUGCCAUGCAGGACUGCUUCAUGUUCGGAACUGGAUGCCGGCCCCAGCAAAGAUGGCCACCAAGCCAGAGAAUUCUGUCCCGGAGAGGUGACAAUAGAACACACUACAAACAUUUUGGAGGACCACUCCUUCACAGAGUUCAUGGGUGUGUCUGACGGCAAAGACUUUGACGGUUUGGCAGAUUGUUCUGUAGGGGAGCCCUCCAGUCAGAGGGCUCUAACAAACGAAACGGACCAUAAAGGUAUCCCAGAAGGACCUCCGGAUGCUGACCGGCUGCAUCCCAAAAUAGAGAAUGACCAGGAAGCCACAGCCACUCGGUAAGGGACAGCCAUGCCUCUCCAAGGUCACAGCUCCGGCAGCUUCGCUCAUCGGUCCCACCCUGGGACAGUCCGUGCUCUGUCUUCAGAUAGCUGUGACCUAGCUUGACCUCAGACCAGCCUGGGGGAGCCCUGUGCUUCCCCUCCCCAGUGGGAGAAGCAGCACUUUGUCCCACGGUGAAAUCACAGCCCCUGCUCUUUCCAGAAAGGAAGAGAAUCUCGGCUUACCUACGUGGCAGUAUUUUCGUUAGCACUUCCGUACAAGCCCCCUCUGUGCAAAGACCUCCACAGACUCAAACUUCACUCUUGUACAUUUUUAAUCAGUUCUUCCUGCAGACUCUGGAGUCAGUGCUCUGAUCUCUUUUUAUAUGUAAUAUAUAUUAUGUAUAUGAAUUGUGUAUCUACGGUGUGUCUGUCCGGAGACGUAUCUGCAUACUGAAGGGCAGAUAGAUGAUUUGUUGAAAAUCCCAAGGUACUGGACUUUUGUUACAAAGCGACCCAGGUAACUGCCUGGACAGGAGCAGGAGAGAAGCGUAUCUUAUGUUCUGUAAGAAUGAGGUUCUAAAUCCCUCUUCAUAGAAAAGGUUGCAGGCACUGUUCUUUAUAACCAAAGAACUUCCAGGAGACUGAACGUCUUUGCUGUCCACUCUUGUUUUUGUGUGAGUAUAUAAUCUCACUCCAGUCUGGUGCCAUACUUCCCUUGGCUACCAAGCCACGUGCUGCCCUUGGUCCCUGUCCCCUUUCCUAAGCACACUGAGAAAUUGCACAGCUGUCACCUUCAGUCUUCCACCUCGCCUGGUACCUACUGACUCGAUAUCGACCCUUGCCAUGGGCGGGGCUCCUACUCCACCCUAGCAGUUCUCAUAUCCUGUCCACCUAUCCGAGCAGGCGGAGUGCACAGGGAAGUGUUACUACACGCAACGCAGCGAUGCACCAAGAGUCGGGGUAGAGCCCUGACUGGCGGCAGCUUUUUCAGGCUGUUUCAGGUCGCUAGCUUCUCUUGUGGUGUGGGUUUGCCGGUUUUUGCCUGACUCUGGAAAAAUGCUGAAGAGAAGGACUAAGCUAUCAAGUUUGUAGGUUUGCACGUCACCUUGUCUGAGGGGGAUUAAACAUUGGACCGCUCCGUUGUCAUUUUUUUUUCCCCUUUUUGGUUUUCAAAGUAUCCUGCAAGGAGAGACCUUCUAGGAUCGUGGUGUGGAAAAUUUUACAAAUAUAUUUUAUGUCCUUACUCUGUAGAUGCCUGUACAAUGGACCUCUAUGUACAGCUACACGUGUGUUGUGAGGAAGUGAGAGAGCAUGUGUGCAGUCUGCUGUACUUUUUUUUUUUUUUAAGUUCUUAGCAUUGGUGAGGGAGAUAUGGGAGAUUCUAUUGACAAGCUGCUGUUUUGUGUGUAUAGUGAGCUGACCGGUAGUAUUUUACUAUCAUCUGUUUAAAACAAAAACUGUAAUUUAUAUUCCCUAUCAACUAUUGUAUUUAAUUGGUACAGAUUUGUGUGUGUUUUAGAAUACAAACUGUCUAA
Molecule: messenger RNA, 7109 nt
Organism: Mus pahari (shrew mouse)
Lineage: Eukaryota; Metazoa; Chordata; Mammalia; Rodentia; Muridae
Gene: Kif13a
Product: kinesin family member 13A
Exons: 41
Coding region: 158-5593 (1811 amino acids)
Biological process (GO): microtubule-based movement; regulation of protein localization
Cellular component (GO): adherens junction
Molecular function (GO): microtubule binding; ATP binding; microtubule motor activity
Source: RefSeq, a predicted model, not a curated record